Molecule: messenger RNA, 7129 nt
Organism: Hypanus sabinus (Atlantic stingray)
Lineage: Eukaryota; Metazoa; Chordata; Chondrichthyes; Myliobatiformes; Dasyatidae
Gene: pcdh7b
Product: protocadherin 7b
Exons: 3
Coding region: 476-4198 (1240 amino acids)
Biological process (GO): homophilic cell-cell adhesion
Cellular component (GO): plasma membrane
Molecular function (GO): calcium ion binding
Source: RefSeq, a predicted model, not a curated record
GAGAGAGAGAGAGAGAGAGGGAAGAGUGUGCAGAGAAAGGGAAAGACUGCAAUAGCAAGGUUGGGGCACUCAGAGUGCUGCACACACAGUUCACAGUAACCACUAGCAUGCAGGUAAAACACCACCAACUGCGGAUGCAGGGCAAACUUGGAACAGCGUGAAUGAAAAGGCACGUCCCAAGCACUAAAACGGAUUCAGGUGACAAUUUUUAUUAAAUGCUUCUCCUUUACUGCGUCGUUGUCCCGCAAACUGCAUUCGUUUGACCGGAAUAGAGAGAGUCAGUUUGAAGAAGAGGGAUGUCAAAGCUAAAGCGGUGUUUCUGUGAGUCCCGAUGCCGGUGAGUGUUUCCGCGGUUCACUUUAUUGAGUGUUGCCGGACUGUUGAAACGGACAAUAGGAACCGUGUUCAGUGCAAUUAAUCUGUGGAGGGAGAGUGGCGGUGGUGGUGGUGGUGGAGGGGGAAAAUACUUGGAGAGAUGAGUUUCAGUGUACCACUGGUGCUUUUGCUGCUGAUCGCCGCCGUCCUGGUGAGCGCAAAGCAAGCGCUCCGCUACCGGAUCACCGAGGAGGGAGCAGCCGACGUGCGGAUCGGCAACGUGGCCAGCGACUUGGGCAUCGUGGCGGGCUCGGGAGAGGUGACUUUCAGCCUGGAGUCCGGCUCCGAGUACUUUAAGAUCGACAACAUAACGGGCGAGCUGAGCACUACCGGCCGGCGCAUCGACCGCGAGAAGCUGCCGCAGUGCCAGCGCAUCUUCGACGCGAACGAGUGCUUCAUCGACUUCGAAGUGUCAGUGAUCGGUCCAGCGCAGAGCUGGGUCGACCUCCACGACGGCCAGGUGGUGGUGGACGAUAUCAACGACAACGCUCCCGCCUUCCCUUCGCCCGUGCUCACGCUGACCGUGGAGGAGAACCGGCCGGUGGGCACCCUCUACCUCCUGCCCACCGCCACUGACCGCGACUUCGGCACCAAUGGCAUAGAGCGGUACGAACUGCUGCAACUGCAGGACGAGAGUGGUCAGGCAUCCAGGCGAGGGUUGGAACCGGCGCGGGGAGGCAGCGGCAAGGAGCUGGCUCCCGGCGGUGGUGGCGGGGCCAGCGACGACCCGGGGCCGGGCGGCAACAGCGUGUUUGAGCUCCAGGUGGCCGAUACCCCCGACGGGGGCAAACAACCUCAACUGAUCGUCAAGGGGGCUCUGGACAGGGAGCUGCGCGACUCCUACGAGCUGAGGCUGCGGGCGAGCGAUGGCGGGCGGUCCCCUCGCUCCUCCAGCGCCCUGCUGAGGGUGCUCAUCUCGGACGUGAAUGACAACAGCCCACGCUUCGAGCGGCAGCUCUAUGAGGCCAGGCUGCCAGAGAAUAGCCCGGCGGGCAGCCGCAUCUUACAGCUGCGAGCUGGCGAUCCGGACACCGGGGUGAACGGUCAGGUGGAGUACGCUUUCGGCGGGGCGAGCGAAGCGGCCCGGCGGCUGCUGCGUUUGGACGAGAACAGCGGCUGGCUGAGUGUGCUGCGCCGGAUCGACCGCGAGGAGGUGAGCCAGCUCCGCUUCGGCGUCCUGGCCCGCGACCGGGGCCAGCCCCCCCGCACGGACCGGGCCACCGUGCUGCUGGCCAUUGGCGACCAGAAUGACAAUGCGCCGCUCGUUGACAUCCGCAAAAUCGGGCGCAUCGUGGUGCGCGACGGCGCCGCCAGCGUGGCCGAGGACGUGCUGGUGGACACCCCGGUGGCUCUGGUGCAAGUGUCGGACCGCGACCAGGGCGAGAAUGGCGCCGUGACCUGCACAGUGGUCGGAGACGUGCCAUUCCAGCUGAGGCCGGCCAGCGAGACGGACACCGACCAGCAGCAGCAACAACAGCAACAGCAGCCGAGGAAGAAGAAGUACUUCCUGCACACUUCGGCCCCGCUGGACUACGAGUCGGUAAGGGAAUACUCUGUUGUAAUCGUGGCCGUGGACUCGGGCAGCCCCAGCUUGUCCAGCAACAACUCCCUGCUGGUUAGAGUGGCGGACGUCAACGACAACCCGCCCAUCUUCCCGCGGGCCGUCUACCGGCUGUCCAUCCCUGAGAAUAACUUGCCCGGCGACCUGGUCGCCGCUGUAGUGGCCACUGACGCCGACGACGGCAAGAACGCCGAACUGGGCUACUCGCUGGACGCGGCGGCCGCCGGCGUUUUCUCCAUCGACCCGGUCAAGGGCGCCAUUCGAGCCAAUCUGGUGCUCGACCGGGAACAGACUGAGCGGUACGAGUUCCGAGUGAUGGCUCGGGACCGUGGCACCCCCUCCCUGCAGGGCAGCGCCACCGUGGUGGUCCAGGUGCAGGACACCAAUGACAACGAGCCCCGCUUCAUGCAGGACCUCUUCACUUUCUACGUGAAGGAGAACUUGCCGCCCAACAGCCCGGUCGGCAUGGUGACUGUAAUGGACGCCGACCAGGGCAAGAACGCCGAGAUGAGUCUCUUCAUUGAAGAGGACAACAACGUGUUCUCCAUAGACAACGACACCGGUACCAUCUACUCCACCGUCUCCUUCGACAGGGAGCAGCAGACCACCUACUCUUUCAAAGUGAAGGCCGUGGAUGGAGGAGAGCCCCCGAAAUCCUCCACGGCUAUGAUAUCGCUAUAUGUCAUGGAUGAUAAUGACAAUGCACCCACCAUCACUUUCCCCAAAAACGCAUCUUACACCUUGCUGCCUCCCUCCAGUAACUUAAGGACAGUAGUGGCCACAGUUCUGGCCACAGACAGUGACACUGGCAUUAACGCUGACCUCAACUAUAGCAUUAUUGGAGGAAACCCCUUUAAACUUUUUGAGAUUGAUUCCGCCAGUGGAGUCAUCUCGUUGGUGGGGAAGCUAACUCAGAAGCACUAUGGGUUACACCGGUUGGUGGUGCAGGUCAAUGACAGUGGCCAGCCUUCCCAAUACACCACUGCAAUGGUCCAUGUGUUUGUGAAUGAGAGUGUUUCCAAUGCUACCAUAGUGGAAGCUCAGAUAGCAAGGAGUCUUCGCACUUCCCUGAAACAAGAUAUUGCAGGUGACCCAAAUUAUGAGAUGAGCAAGCAAAGACUCAGCAUUGUUAUUGGAGUUGUUGCUGGUGUCAUGACAGUGAUAUUAAUCAUCUUAGUUGUGGUUUUGGCAAGAUACUGUAGACCAAAAAAAAGCAAGAAUGGAUACGAGGCUGGCAAAAAAGACCCUGAAGACUUUUUCACACCCCAACAGCAUGACAAGUCUAAGAAACCCAAAAAGGACAAAAAGAACAAAAAGGCCAAACAACCUCUGUACAGUAGCAUUGUGACUGUGGAAGCAUCAAAACCAAAUGGACAGAGAUAUGACAGUGCGCAUGAGAAGCUUACAGAGAGUCCUGGCAUGGGAUGUUAUCACUCCAUGAAUGGUGGGCCAGGGAGUCCUGAUCUCGGAAGGCAUUACAAAUCCAGCUCUCCAUUGCCAACAGUUCAGCUUCACCCCCAGUCACCUACUGCAGGGAAGAAGCAUCAGGCAGUGCAAGAACUCCCACCGGCCAAUACUUUCGUAGGCACAGGAGAUAACAUCUCAAUUGAAUCAGAUCAUUGCUCGGAAUACAGCUGUCAGACCAAUAACAAGUACAGCAAGCAGCCCUUUCGUCGAGUGACUUUCUCUGUGGUGAGUCAACCUCAGGAUCCACAUCAAGGGUCCCUACAGAGCUGUUACGACAGCGGCUUAGAGGAAUCGGAAACUCCUAGCAGCAAGAGUUCAUCGGGACCAAGACUAGGUUCACUCCCACUUCCAGAAGACAACUAUGAGAGGACCACACCUGAUGGAAGCGUUGGUGAGGCAGAGCAUAUGGAAAAUGAUUCAAGGCCUUUGCCCGAUGUAGCCUUGACAGGGAAAUGUACACGGGAAUGUGAUGAGUUUGGCCACUCUGACUCCUGUUGGAUGCCUGUGCGUACCUCACCUGAGCGAAGGAAAAAGAACCAACCCAAGUUUUCCACAUUCAUGCCUGUUACAGACAGAGGGAGUCAGGAGAAACUGCCUAAUGGCACCCCGCAGAUUAUAGGCGACCGCAACCGAAAUCUUCUCAACAAGAGGCUGACUUCAUCAUAUGAGAAUUUCAACACAGCUACCUAUGGUAAAAAUGAGGAAGGGAAUCCUGAAGAUAUACCCCUGACUCAAACAGCAGAUUUCAAACCAUCUUCUGUUUCUCAACUCACUAGAAGAGAAGUCUAUCUGUGAGAUAUCUGAGCAUGAAUUUGUCAAACAAAAAAGCAGCAAAUAUGAUGUCUAAAUUAAAAGAGAGUCAAAGAAAUGUGCAGGAUAUCCCAUAAAGGGGCUACCAAAGAGAUAUGCAAACGUUUGCUGUUCUUGACUCUAUAUUUGGCAUUCGAUCACUUAUCGCCUGACAGUUCUGUAAACUAUUUAAAAAAUCAUUCUGGCUAGCUAAUUACAUGCAUGCUAUAACACACCCACCCCAAAAUGCACGUGAUCCAGCACAUGGACAUCAAAUUUUACAUGUUAAAAGGUCGCAAUGUAUAUAAGAGGGAAGAUGUAACUAAAGGAGCACAACAAAAGAGUAGUCCAGUAUCAAGUCCCCCCAUCACAAGCAUCUGAUGUAAUUGUCUCAUUGUUUUUAAAGCAUGUUCUAAAUUUCCAGAGUGUGGAUUGCAGUGUGCUUUGUGAGAUUUUUAACUUGGAAACUAAUGCUGGAAUUGGAUGAUGGGUCAGUGCAGAAUUUUCAGAAAUGAAUUACAAUCAGAAUACAUUCAAGUCAGGAUUUUCCUUUGAGCAUUCGCUGAAUCAUUGCUGCUUCAGGAAGCCUGCCUGAGAUACGUAUUUAAAUGACAUUAGCUCUGACUUCUUACAUGUCUUUGGGAAAUAAUAUUAAAACAAUUCUUUCCAAGUCUGGACACACAGAAUGUACUUCUUUUUCAUUAUAGAAACUGAUAAAAUUCACAGAGCUGGCAAGAAGUCACGUUAACUUUUUGUACCAGGCUGAAGUUUAAAAAAAAAUUAUGCAAUGAUUGGUCUCACUGUAUAAUAAAGAGAAAUCAUUGUGCUGAUCUGGAACACCGUUAUGGCGAUGCCAAGAUUAAGGGCACAGAGAUAAUUGCAAUAGAAGUUCCUGAUCUGUGAGCCAUAUAGAUGGAACACUAGAAGCAAUUAAUCAGGAUCAUCACUCCAUGAACUUAUACACAGGCACAACCAUGGUGUAAAAUGUGAAACUACAGCUUCUGUGAACAUGAGUCAAAGACCCAAACAAGACUCUGGAGAAAACUUACUGUGGUAUAUUGUUCCAGAGUUCUGUGGUGAAAUCCAAUACUCUGCCAGUCCCAGGGAACACUGUCAUUUCUGUUUGCACGCAAGAAGAAAUGCCACAAUACAGGAUUGUUGGUUCACAACUGUGCUGUUACAUAGGAAACUGAACUACUCACUUUCUUCUACAAACAGUCCACUUUUGAGACAAGUUGAACAACAUACCAGCCUAGGAAUCUCAUUAAACAGUCAUAUUGGUCUGGAUGUUUGAAAACUGAUAACUUGCUCAGGAAAAGCAGUAAUAUUGGAGAACUCCUCUGUUUUUCAUAUUUGUUAAUGAAGAAAUGCUAGACAACAUCAGUAGAGUGCAUGUUAUAGCUUUAGCAAAAAUGUAGCAUUAUCUAGGCUAUGACCACCCUAAAUGAAGACUACAGCACAUUGUUGUGGUUAGCAUAGUUUACCCUGUUCACUGAAAUGUUUAGUGAUGUUAUUUGCUUUGGAAUUUACCAAACGAGAUGCAACUCUGACUAGCUAAGAAUCCAGACUGUAACUGAAUGAGGACUCUCACUGGAGAUUGUGCUUUUUUGGGUACAUGAGAAGGAAUUGAGAUGAUUUUCAGAAUUGACUUUAAGGAUGUACUUCAGGGGAGCCAAAAGUGUUGAAAAAUCUUCACAGUAGUGUUGCAGUGAGUUAUCUAAACAUCAGGCAUUCUCAGAGAGACAUCAAACUAAUAUGAGUGCAUUCUGAUUAAUCACAAAAUAUUAUUAUUUAAAAAGGUUAAUAUAAAAAAGUUCAAAGAUAUGAACUUCAAAGUGGCACGUAAAGUGAAACUUGAUGUUGCUUUGGUAAAUUUUGGGAAAAUACUGCUUUUGGUAGAAUACAGUGCUUUUCAUAAUAUGCAUAGAGUUAUUUAAAGUUGUAGCAGCUUAAAUAUUGGUCAAUUAAUCAAUAAAUACUUGUUGCACCCUUUGUUUAUCUGGUAUCUGCUGUCUUUCACUGUUUUACUGCAUCCUUUUCCAUGACAUUUAAGCCACAGGUUGAAAUAUUUCUUACCCUUGGCACAUGAACAAUCUAAUGUAAUCUUGCAUAUUCCUGGUGAAAGCAGUGUUAAACAGUGGAUAGUGUAAUGUAAAUACAAAGCAAAAUCAGCUAUUUGAACAAUCAAUUAUGAUUAAGAAUGUUGUAAUUGAUUAAUAUUGGAAUGUUCAAAUUUCUGUAGCACUUCUGUUUAAUAGUGAGGUACAAAGCUGCUCCUACCAGUACUGCUGUGUAGUUACAGUAAGUACUUGUUGUUUAUGGAUGUUCUCAUUAAUUACAAGUAUAUACAUAUGUAUUUUUAUUGCACGUUACAAAGAUAUUCACUAAAUACAAAGGAACUUCCUUUAAUGAUAAUAACUGUAGGUCUUUGUUUUUUUUACUGGAAAUAUGAAGCUAACCAAUACAGUUAGAUUUGUGUCCCCUCCAUAAUAUCCCCAAACAGUGAAAAUUAUCCUGGUUGAUUGGAUUAAUUCAGCCGCACAAUUUAGCAUCUAAUUGCAUAUGACAAGCAUAAUAGGCACCAUUUGCAAAAAAAAAGUGGGAACCACACCUUAAUGACUUUCAUGCAUUUGACAUGAUAGGUGAACUUCUGCAAAGGAAUCAGAUUUAUUAUUUUUCAUCAUUAAAGUACAUGAAGCAAAAUCAUCAGAAUGAAGUACCACUUAGAUGGAGCAUGAUGCUAAAUUAAAAAUCUACGAUGUAAAUUAAAUGCUGGCAUUAUCUAAUGUCACAUUUUAGAAUGCUCCUACAGCAAAGUAAAUGCAAUCUAUGAAACUGUGCCUUUUAUACCCAGAAGUAUAAUGAAUAGUUGGUUCAUGAGGUAAAAGAAUAGAAACUAAUAUUGAAAUUUUAUAUGAGGUGGAUAUGUGUUGUCAU